AUGGAAAGAUUUCCUUUUUCUCGCGGCCUACAGGACGCACUUUACAUUAUCGCAUUUCCCUUCUGCCCGGUGGUGUUCGAUUCCUGUCCUCCCUGUUCCUGUUUCCUCCUCCAGCACGCUUUCUUCUCCCUCCAAAGCCCCUGCUUUCCCCCACUUUUCAUGACCUGUUGGUAGGUUUCUGGAGGUUUUAUGGCGACUCUAGAGGAUCUGGGCGUCUCGGCCUUCAUCAACAUCGUUGGCGCCUUCGCCUUCCUCAUCCUGUUUGCCGUCCUGCGGAUUCAGCCCAUCAAUGACCGUGUCUAUUUCCCCAAAUGGUACAUCACCGGCGGCCGCAACAGCCCCCGGGUGCGCGGCCGUGGGGUCGGCAAGUUCGUCAAUCUCAACCUGCGCACUUACUUCACGUUCCUCAACUGGAUGCCCGGGGCGCUCAGGAUGAGCGAGUCGGAGAUUAUCCAGCACGCCGGCCUGGAUUCCGCCGUCUAUCUUCGGAUCUACAUUCUCGGGUUAAAGAUUUUUGUGCCGAUAACACUGCUCGCCCUGUUGAUUCUCAUUCCAGUUAAUGUAUCUGGUGGGACAUUAUUAAAUCUCAACAAAAAGAUUAUGUACAGUGACAUUGAUAAACUUUCAAUUUCAAAUGUUAAUGCCGGAUCUCAAAGGUUCUUUAUUCACCUGUUGAUGGCGUAUUUGUUCACACUAUGGACGUGUUACAUUCUCUACAAGGAAUAUGACAAUGUGGCAUUUAUGAGAUUACAUUUUCUGGCAUCACAAAAUCGUCGUGUUGAUCAGUUCACCGUAGUAGUCAGAAAUGUGCCACAUGUUUCCGGACAUUCCAUAUCAGAAAGUGUUGAACAGUUCUUUCAUAGGAACCACCCCGACCACUAUCUAGGCCACCAGGCUGUCUACAAUGCAAAUAAAUUUGCUAAGCUUGUCAGACAGAAGGAGAGACUCCAAAAUUGGUUAGACUAUAACCAGCUGAAAUUUGAAAGACAACCUGAGAAAAGGCCAACUACUAAGAGAGGAUUUCUUGGCCUUUGUGGUGAAAGAGUGGAUGCAAUCAACUAUUAUAGAGAAAGGAUCAGCGAACUUGAUGAAAAGAUAGCAUAUGAACGCCAACGAAUUCUUAAAGACCCGAAGGCUGUCAUGCAAGUAGCAUUUGUUACGUUUGAUUCAAGAUGGGGGGCUGCAGUAUGUGCACAAACACAACAAAGUAAGAACCCAACUAAAUGGUUAACAGAAUGGGCACCUGAACCACGUGAUGUAUACUGGGAAAAUCUGCCUAUACCAUUUGUUUCUCUCAGCAUUCGGAGGCUCAUAAUAUCAAUAGCAGUUUUUGCACUGGUUUUCUUUUAUAUGAUACCCAUUGCUUUUGUGCAAUCACUUGCAAAUCUGGAGGGUCUUGAAAAAGUUGCUCCUUUUCUCAGGCCAGUUAUUGAAAUAAAGGUGAUCAAGUCCUUCUUGCAAGGUUUUCUUCCUGGUCUGGCUUUAAAAGUUUUUCUAUACAUUCUUCCAACAGUUCUGAUGAUUAUGUCAAAAGUGGAAGGCUACUUGUCAUUGUCAUCACUUGAAAGGAAGGCAGCAGCUAAAUAUUAUUAUUUUAUGUUGGUGAAUGUUUUUUUGGGAAGCAUCAUAACCGGAACAGCCUUUGAGCAACUUUAUUCAUUCAUUCAUCAGCCCCCUACCCAGAUUCCAAUAACCAUUGGAGUAUCAAUACCAAUGAAAGCUACAUUCUUUAUGACCUACAUAAUGGUUGAUGGUUGGGCUGGCAUUGCAAGUGAGAUUCUUCGACUUAAGCCACUUGUUAUUUAUCAUCUUAAAAACAUGUUUAUAGUGAAAACUGAGAGGGAUCGAGAAAAGGCUAUGGACCCUGGGAGUAUUGAUCUUCCGGAGAACCUCCCAUCAUUGCAAUUAUAUUUCCUUCUUGGGCUUGUUUAUGCUGUUGUGACACCGGUUCUUCUUCCCUUUAUACUAGUAUUCUUUGCCUUUGCUUUCCUUGUGUAUCGCCACCAGAUUAUUAAUGUUUAUAAUCAAGAGUACGAAAGUGCUGGUGCCUUUUGGCCACAUGUUCAUGGACGUAUAAUCGCAAGCUUGUUGAUUGCUCAACUACUUCUGCUUGGUUUGCUUAGCACAAAGAAAGCAGCUAAUUCAACUCCUUUGCUUAUUAUUUUACCUAUACUUACAAUAUGGUUCCAUAAGUACUGCAAGAGUCGAUUUGAACCUGCUUUUAGAAAAUAUCCUUUAGAGGAAGCGAUGGAAAAGGACAUACUGGAAAAGGCUUCUGAACCUAACUUGAACCUGAAAGCUUACUUAGCUGAUGCAUACUUGCACCCGAUCUUUCAUUCAUUCGUUGAUGAUGAUGAUGAGGAGGAGAAGAUAGAAGUCCGAGUAGACAAAGGCCGGUCUCAUAUUCCCUCGCCUACGCGGAGCGAGAUCAGUUCCGAGUCUCCACCUCGUUAUGUAUACCACUAUGAAUUUGAACCAUAACAAGCAGGUGUGCCUGCACUCUGUAAUCAGCUUCUUGUAGGGAUCAUCAAGUUUGAGUUUGUCCACCAUCAUAGAUGUUUUAGCUUCGAUCUUUUUAGCCCACUGGUCCUUGAUGCAAAUGUAAGCGUCCUAUGGUUCUUUUUUAUGUUCCAAUGUGCAACAUAUCUUUUCUUGUAAUCUCAAAAUAGCUUUUGGAUUUUAAUUAUGUUUCAUUUCCGGGUGGAGUCGCCUUGUUUCA
This is a messenger RNA of Musa acuminata subsp. malaccensis (wild Malaysian banana), 2719 nucleotides long. Its product is annotated as CSC1-like protein At1g32090. Gene Ontology annotation, molecular function: calcium-activated cation channel activity. Gene Ontology annotation, cellular component: plasma membrane. The record is from RefSeq and is a predicted model, not a curated record. Lineage: Eukaryota; Viridiplantae; Streptophyta; Magnoliopsida; Zingiberales; Musaceae.